Trichomycterus rosablanca is the source of this 498-nucleotide messenger RNA. It is a transcript of the gene il11b, whose product is annotated as interleukin 11b. Gene Ontology annotation, biological process: positive regulation of cell population proliferation; positive regulation of MAPK cascade. Gene Ontology annotation, cellular component: cytoplasm. Bases 1 to 498 code for a protein of 165 amino acids. Gene Ontology annotation, molecular function: growth factor activity; cytokine activity. Lineage: Eukaryota; Metazoa; Chordata; Actinopteri; Siluriformes; Trichomycteridae. The record is from RefSeq and is a predicted model, not a curated record. The transcript is spliced from 4 exons.
AUGGCUUAUCCCACCUCUACAAGACACAAAGAUGGUCUGACCGGGCUGUGUCAACAGAUGCAUCAGCUGCUCAAACUGGUGCAAAGAGUUCGGAACCACUUUGAGACUGACCUUCCAAUUGAGCAUCAUCUCACCUCCCUGCCUACUAUACAUCAUCGACCACAAGAUCUAGAAAGAGUGGAGGAGCACAGCACCCUAUCGCAGCUCUCGUCAGGCCUCCACUCUUUCAAGCUGCACUAUGACUGGUUGGUGUAUUGGCAGGACGAGUUAGGUCUGGAAUUAAAUAUCGAGGAACUCAUUAGGAAAAUCCAGUAUGUCAGCAUUCUGGUUCAGAAACAGACGAACGAGUCAACUCCACAAACUACUCUUCCUCCUCUGCCUUCUCCUACUUCUGCAUGGGACCUGUACAAGACAUCUGCUGUGAUUCGCAAAAAGCUCCAACAUUUCUGUGACUGGUAUGUCAGAGCCCUUCGGUUCCUAAGACACCGAAGACAAUAG